AUGGUAGAACGUGUGUUACUCACUCCUUCACUCCCAUUACCAUCUCGACCUUCACUUUCACCAACCACAAUGGCUACUAUUACUGGCGGCGCCGCCACUCGUAUCAUCCCCUCCGCCACCAGAGCCACCGUCUCACUCUCCUCUUCUUCCCGUUCCUUUUUCUCAUUUUCAUCCUCUUCUACUUCCGUUUCCUCGCUCAAAUGCUUUCGCUCAUCGCCUCGCAUUUCUCACCUAUUUCUCGACCAGCGAAGAUCAGAGGUUCGUGUUUCGAGCGGACAGUUCGGAACGGUUUCGGCCUUGGCGUCUGAUCCUGAUCAGUUGAAGAGCGCUAGAGAAGAUAUCAAGGAGCUUCUCAGUACUAAGUUCUGUCAUCCUCUUCUGAUUCGUUUGGGAUGGCAUGAUGCUGGUACUUAUAAUAAGAAUAUUGAGGAGUGGCCACAGAGAGGUGGAGCCAACGGUAGCUUAAGAUUUGAAGCUGAGUUGAAACAUGGAGCCAAUGCUGGACUUGUAAAUGCAUUGAAACUUCUCCAGCCGAUCAAAGACAAGUAUUCAGGCGUGACAUAUGCAGACUUAUUUCAGUUAGCCGGUGCUACAGCUGUGGAGGAAGCUGGAGGCCCCAAAAUUCCCAUGAAAUAUGGAAGAGUAGAUACCACUGGACCUGGCCAAUGUCCUGAAGAAGGACGACUUCCUGAUGCAGGCCCCCCUUCACCUGCUGAUCAUUUGCGUGAAGUUUUUUACCGAAUGGGAUUGGACGACAAGGAAAUUGUUGCAUUAUCUGGUGCGCACACACUGGGGAGGUCUAGACCAGACCGUAGUGGCUGGGGAAAACCUGAGACUAAAUACACGAAAGACGGGCCAGGAGCACCUGGAGGACAAUCCUGGACUGCACAAUGGUUAAAGUUUGACAAUUCUUACUUCAAGGACAUCAAAGAAAAAAGGGAUGAAGAUCUAUUGGUAUUGCCAACUGAUGCAGCUCUUUUUGAAGAUCCUUCCUUCAAGGUAUUUGCUGAGAAAUAUGCUGAAGAUCAGGAAGCAUUCUUUAAAGAUUAUGCUGAAGCACAUGCCAAACUCAGCAACCUUGGAGCCAAAUUUGAUCCUCCAGAGGGAAUUGUGAUAGAUGGUUCUCCAAUUGUAAAGGGAGAGAAGUUUGUAGCAGCCAAGUACUCCUCUGGAAAGAGAGAGCUGUCCGAUGCAAUGAGGAAGAAGAUACGAGCUGAAUAUGAGGCAGUUGGCGGAAGCCCAGAUAAGGCUCUAAAGUCAAACUAUUUCCUAAACAUCAUAAUUGUUGUUGCAGUUUUGGCUAUUUUGACAUCCCUGCUUGGAAACUAA
Vicia faba (fava bean) is the source of this 1329-nucleotide messenger RNA. Lineage: Eukaryota; Viridiplantae; Streptophyta; Magnoliopsida; Fabales; Fabaceae. The record is from the annotation of a GenBank genome assembly.